This is a messenger RNA of Anastrepha obliqua, 1580 nucleotides long. Its product is annotated as probable trafficking protein particle complex subunit 13 homolog. The transcript has 6 exons. The record is from RefSeq and is a predicted model, not a curated record. Bases 106 to 1422 code for a protein of 438 amino acids. Gene Ontology annotation, cellular component: TRAPPIII protein complex. Lineage: Eukaryota; Metazoa; Arthropoda; Insecta; Diptera; Tephritidae.
UCACGAUUUACCUUUUGACAUUUUCAUUUUCAAGUUGUUAAAUAGCUGAAAUUUGUUUAUUUUAAUUUUCACCUGUGAUGUGCAAAAAUAAAAAUUGAGAUUACAAUGAGUCUGGAGCAGGGUGAACAUUUGUUGGCGUUGAAAGUGAUGCGGCUGACCAGGCCUACACUCAUCGGCCCACAGGUGAUUUCCUGCGAGAAUCGUGAUUUGCCUCAACAAACCUUUCGUCGCCGCAUGUUGGAACACGAAAGUACCACUGUUGCUGGUGCGGAAACGCUAGCAGCGGGACAAUUUAUGCUACUGCCACAAUCAUUUGGCUCCAUAUAUUUGGGUGAAACAUUUGCCAGCUACAUUUGUGUGCACAACUGCACCACGUAUUCCGUGGAAGGGGUUACAGUAAAGGCGGAUCUACAGUCAAACACUACGCGCAUCAAUCUGCCUAUGAAUGAGAAGCAGACAACGACAACACUUUCGCCCGAUCAAACUUUGGACGACGUAAUACGCUAUGAGGUGAAAGAGAUAGGCACGCAUAUUUUAGUCUGUGAAGUAAAUUACACCACGCCCGCUGGAUUCCCACAAUCGUUUCGCAAAUUCUUCAAAUUUCAAGUACUCAAGCCACUUGAUGUAAAAACCAAAUUUUAUAAUGCAGAGAUGGAUGAGAUAUACUUGGAAGCGCAAAUACAAAAUAUUACCACUGGACCUUUUUGUCUAGAAAAGGUCGAAUUGGACAGCUCCGAGUACUAUACCGUGACACCACUUAACACGCUGUCCAACGGCGAGUCAGUGUUCUCCUCAAAAAACAUGCUGCAGCCAAAUAAUAGCUGCCAGUUUCUAUAUUGCAUUAAGCCUAAAGCGGAAAUCGCAAAAGAUAUUAAAGCUUUAAGGCAAGCAAAUACGGUGGGUAAAUUAGACAUUGUAUGGCGUUCGAAUCUUGGUGAGAAGGGGCGUUUGCAGACCAGUCAGCUGCAACGUUUGCCAUUCGAAUACAAAGAUGUGCGGCUUGAGGUUAUCAAUGCACAAAAUAUUGUGAAAAUAGGUGAACCGUUCACAUUUAUGUGCCGCGUUACAAACACUGCCGAGCGCUUAAUGGAUUUGAUGGUCAAAUUAGAAACACAACUUGAAUUCGGAUGCGAUUAUAGUGGGGCAGCUGAGUUUUCGAUUGGUAAAUUAGCGCCAGGAGAGCAGCGUGAAUUUCCACUUACAGUAUGCCCAGCGCGCUUAGGUCUUGUAAAAAUUAGUCCACUAUUCCUUACAAAUGUGCAGCAACAGGAACAGUAUAUAAUCGAAAAGGUGGUUGAUGUGUUCGUCGUCGAUUCUGAUUAUCACGAAGAUGAAGCAUUCCAAGUAAACAAAUUUGUGCGCUACGAUAAUGCGCUAUCAGCACAAACAGAGGAACGCACACUUCAGCUACAAGUGGUCUGAAGGAGUUUAAGGGAAAAUGUUAGGGCAAUUAGUGUAUACAGAUGAAUAUUCAAGUGAAGUUAUGGAACGACAUUUGACAAUUUUUAAAUCUAAGUUAUCGUCACUACCGAACCAUUGUAAUAGUUUAAAUGUAAUAGUACUUCUGUAUAUGUACUUAC